Emericellopsis atlantica is the source of this 3051-nucleotide messenger RNA. Its product is annotated as MCM2/3/5 family-domain-containing protein. Gene Ontology annotation, biological process: DNA strand elongation involved in DNA replication; double-strand break repair via break-induced replication; DNA replication. The coding region runs from base 1 to 3051 and encodes 1016 amino acids. The transcript is spliced from 3 exons. Lineage: Eukaryota; Fungi; Ascomycota; Sordariomycetes; Hypocreales; Bionectriaceae. The record is from RefSeq and is a predicted model, not a curated record. Gene Ontology annotation, molecular function: single-stranded DNA helicase activity; ATP binding; single-stranded DNA binding. Gene Ontology annotation, cellular component: nucleus; MCM complex.
AUGUCGUCACCGAGCCAUCGUCGUGACCGGCGCUCACAAUCAGGCACACCUCGUCCCUCAGGUCAGGAUGGCACACCGCAGAGUGGACAGCCAGGAGGGCCAUCGGCUUCGAGCCCCUUGUUUUUCCAAUCCUCGCCGGCGCCACAGAACGAUAAUGAUAUCAACAUGGUGUCCUCGCCGCUGCGACAAAUGAGUAACAGCCAAGACACACAAAGCCAGAACAUCAUGGCAGCAGCACCAAGCUCGCCUCUGGGGCAGAUGACUGCCUCUCAGGAGACGCAGGAUGGGCAGAGGACACCGAGAGCUAGAGGCCCAAUUCGAGAAUCGUCGCCUCUUCACUUCACGUCGAGCCCAGGACGUUCCGUCAGAGAUAUGCACUCAGACCUACGCAGCGAGACGAGCGGCCUUUUUGUUGGCUCGCAACACGGGACACCCAGGUAUAGCCGCGGUGACAUUGGCACAGACUACAACUCGACCCCUCGCCAGCCUGCACUGCGACGUGUGCUGCUCGACGGUGAUGGCAGGCCAUUGCGCGAAGGGGAGCUGCCCACAUCAGAUGCGCACACCUUCUCCAACCGCGAUUACAACACAUCGGAAGCGGAUAUCAUGGGUGGCACCGGUGACGGGCUGGUUUGGGGUACCACAAUCUCUCUGACAGACAGCAUCCGCACCAUGGAAGACUUCAUCCGCAACUUCAGUCUCAAGUACCGCCUCUAUCGCGAGGGCCUCACCGAUGAGGAGGUGGCUGAUACGCCCUACUCUGAUACCAAAAUCUACCAAGAAGCUGUCGAGAACAUGGUCACCUUGGGUCAAGACCGUCUCUAUCUCAACCUACAGGACCUCAACCUAUACCCGCCCACGAAGAAGCUGUACCAUCAAGCUCAGGUCUACCCAGUCGAGAUCAUCCCCAUCCUUGACCAGGCCGUGAAGAAUGCGGCAGUGGAGUUCGCAGCGCUGGAGGACAGCAGGAAUACGCAAUCUCAGAGCAGUGUGGGACACAUUUCGGGCAACACUCGUGAAAGCUCAGAGCCAGCUUUCCCUAGUUCAGAUCACCCAGAGGGUCCCGAGACGCCGCGCGCACCACAGACAGUGGAACCCCAGGAGACCCUCAGGGAUCAGGUCAACAGGAUGUACUUUUACGUGCGUCCUUAUGGCAUGGAGUCAUCGACCAAUCUGCGCGAUCUGAACCCAUCUGACGUCGACAAGUUGGUGUGCAUCAAGGGCAUGGUUAUCCGAGCCACGCCCGUCAUCCCUGAUAUGAAAGACGCCUUCUUCCGCUGCAACGUCUGCAAUCAUUCAGUCAACGUCGGCCUGGAUCGCGGACGAAUCCGUGAGCCUACGGUGUGCCCUCGAGUCUCUUGCGCUUCCAAGAACUCGAUGCAAAUCAUCCAUAAUCGAUGCGCGUUCGCAGACAAGCAAGUCAUUAAGUUGCAGGAAACGCCAGACGCCGUCCCGCCUGGUCAGACACCUCACUCCGUAUCUGUCGUUGCUUACAACGAGCUGGUGGACUUUUGCAAAGCUGGUGAUCGUAUUGUGGUGACCGGUAUCUUCCGUGUCAACCCCAUCCGCGUCAACCCACGCCAGAGAGCGCUCAAGAGUGUUCACAAGACAUUUGUUGACAUGGUGCACUGCAAAAAGGUGGACAGCAAGCGCAUGGACGCCGACCCAACAACGUUGGACGUUGAUGAAGCGGAAGACAACAGCCAAGAGGAAGGCCUACAACAGGCCCGCAAAGUCACUCCUGAAGAGGAGGCCGAGAUCAAGGCUACUGCCGCUAGGCCCGACAUCUAUGACCUCCUGUCUCGUUCAUUGGCACCAUCAAUCUACGAAAUGGACGACGUGAAGAAGGGCAUCUUGCUUCAGUUGUUUGGUGGCGCCAACAAGACCUUCGAGAAGGGUGCCAGCCCCAAGUACAGAGGCGACAUCAACGUUCUCCUUUGUGGCGAUCCUUCGACGUCCAAGUCUCAGAUGCUGUCCUAUGUUCAUAAGAUUGCGCCUCGCGGUGUUUACACCAGUGGAAAGGGUUCUUCCGCUGUUGGUCUGACCGCAUAUGUCACUCGUGACCCAGAAACCCGACAGCUGGUCCUCGAAUCUGGUGCGCUCGUCCUGUCUGACGGCGGUGUCUGCUGCAUUGAUGAGUUUGACAAAAUGUCCGACUCCACGCGGUCAGUGCUCCACGAAGUCAUGGAGCAGCAGACCGUCUCCGUAGCCAAGGCAGGUAUCAUCACCACCCUCAAUGCCCGCACAAGUAUUCUUGCCUCGGCCAACCCGAUCGGCAGUCGAUACAACCCCGACAUGUCGGUACCUCAGAAUAUCGACCUCCCACCCACCCUCCUCUCGCGUUUCGAUCUGAUCUACCUCAUUCUCGACCGUGUUGAUGAGAAAGCGGACAAGCGCCUGGCCAAGCAUUUGCUCUCGCUCUACCUCGAAGACAAGCCCGAUUCGGCCCCAUCAAACAACGACAUCCUCUCUGUGGACUUUUUGACACUGUACAUUUCCUACGCGCGCUCCAACAUUCAACCCAAGAUCUCCAAGGAGGCAGCCGAGGAGCUUGUGGAGAGCUACCUCGAGAUGCGCGCCCUUGGUCAAGAUGUCCGUGCCGCGGAUAAGCGUAUCACUGCCACAACACGUCAACUGGAGAGCAUGAUUCGACUGUCUGAAGCUCACGCCAAAAUGCGCCUGUCCGACACCGUGACCAAGGACGACGUCCGAGAGGCGUACCGUCUCAUCCAAAGCGCGCUCAAGACAGCAGCAACCGAUUCCCAGGGACGCAUCGACAUGAGCCUCCUGACAGAAGGCACAAGUGCUGCGGACAGGAGGCGCCAGGGCGAGAUCAAGGACGCCUUGCUGAAGCUCCUCGACGACAUGACCUCGGGCGGCAACUCUGUUCGCUGGGGCGAUGUGGCUAGGAGGUUGACCGAGGGAGCAAGCUUGCCCAUUGAGACUCCGGAGUUCAACGAGGCGAUGCGUGCGCUGGAAGCAGAGAAUGCUAUCAUGGUUACGGGUGAAGGCGCGAGGAGGAGCGUGAGGCGAGUGACGGCUGUUGUAUAG